Dunckerocampus dactyliophorus (ringed pipefish) is the source of this 2454-nucleotide messenger RNA. RefSeq names its product zinc finger protein 410 (gene znf410). NCBI's taxonomy places the organism in Eukaryota, Metazoa, Chordata, Actinopteri, Syngnathiformes, Syngnathidae. The transcript has 12 exons. Gene Ontology annotation, cellular component: PcG protein complex; transcription regulator complex. Gene Ontology annotation, molecular function: DNA-binding transcription factor activity, RNA polymerase II-specific; RNA polymerase II cis-regulatory region sequence-specific DNA binding. The record is from RefSeq and is a predicted model, not a curated record. The coding region runs from base 245 to 1594 and encodes 449 amino acids. Gene Ontology annotation, biological process: regulation of transcription by RNA polymerase II.
GGCGGUGUUCCAUAUUAACAUUGUUCCAUCAGAGACGCCGUACAGUUGCACUUGCUAGCCAGCUGGCUAACGGCACUUGUUAAGGACAUAUUAAACCAACUUCUUCCGAAAAAGUCUUGUCUUUACAUCGCUGCUGUAAGCUCGUGCCAUGUUUUGGAGUUCCAGGAUGACCACAAACCAAUGACCCGAAGAGACUGGCACUUUUAGCAGGUUGGAUUGAAGGUGACACACAGCAGGGACACUCAUGCUUUCCGAUGAGCUGGACUCCAAGCCAGAGCUGCUGGUGCAGUUUGUCCAGAACGCUUCCAUCCCUCUGGUUCAGGGUCUGGAGGACUCUGAGCCCAAACACUCCUGCCUUCCUCUGCUGGCCCCUGUUGAAAGCUCCCUGUGCAGCCAGCUCGAGCUAACAGUAGGUUCUGAAAAAGUUCUGUCAGAACUUGGAGGCGUGUCGUCAGAACGAAGCCCCCUGGUGGUGCAGACGCACAAUGUGCACCCGCGUUCCUCGCCCAGCCCCCCGCCCAUCCUCCAUGACCUGCAGCAGUCGGAUGGCACAUCCUACGUCCUCCUCAACCUGGCUAAAAACAUCACCACCUCCUCCGACUCCCUCAUCUUUGCUGCGGACGGCGCCGGUGACGAGGAAGACGAGGGCGUGUCGUCGGGGGACUACGGUUUGGACGGUAGCGCCCCCUGGUAUCUGCGCGUGCAGGAACUGGCGCACGACAGCCUCAUUGCAGCCACGCGGGCACAGCUGGCUCGGGAUGCCAAGGCCAGUCAGGACGCCAGGGCGGCAAAUGUCGCCAUAAACGGCGACCACACGCACGGCUCACUGUCCGAAGGGGAAAAGCGAGAGGCGCCGCCGCUGCCGCCACCACCACCUCGGACCGGGCGCCCCCUCACCAGGCAGGUCCUCCGCUGCUCAUUUGAAGGCUGCUGUCGGACCUUCACCUGGCCCGCUCACCUCAAGUACCACCUGAAAACACACAGGAACGACCGCAUGUUCCGCUGCGGCGCGGAAGGCUGCGGCAAGAGCUUCUACGUGCUGCAGCGUCUGCAGGUCCACAUGAGGACGCACAAUGGCGAGAAGCCCUUCAUUUGCAAGGAGAAGAACUGCGGCAAGAAGUUCACCACCGCCGGGAACCUGAAGAACCACCGACGCGUACACACCGGAGAGAAGCCUUUCCUUUGCGAAGCAGAUGGUUGCGGGCGAUCCUUUGCAGAGUAUUCCAGUCUCAGAAAACACAUGCUGGUACAUUCUGGCGAGAAGCCCCAUCACUGCGGGAUCUGCGGCAAGACAUUCUCCCAGUCGGGCAGCAGGAACGUUCACAUAAGGAGGCGGCACGGAGAGGAGGGACUCGCCGCCGACAGCGGAGAGACAGGGGAAGCGCUGACACACAGCAGCCUGCUGGAGGCAGAUGGCGACAACGAGGCCGGGAUGGUCGCCCUGACGACCGGCGUGCAACCCAUCAAUCUUCAUCACGCCAUGCUGAGAUCACCAGGCCCUGCAGAUUCCGUCGUGGUCCUCUCUCCGCCACAUGAACUGGUCACCAUGACGACAGAGGGCGCCACCUAUGGGGAUGUGGUGGCGCUGCUGUAGCGUGUCAGAGGGCAAAGUGUAAAUAGCUUCUUCAUGAGUGACUUUGUAAGAAGUCUUGUACAUAUCAGCCCCGAGGAGCUGCCAACCAAUGCUUCUAUUUCUGACGGCUGUGGAACGGCGUUUGUACAAAAUCAAGAAGAAAAUACUCCCAAAGAAGUACUGAGACGGGUUUAAAAAAAAUGUCUGAGCAAAAAUGUGUGAGCAUUUGUUACCAGUGGAGACAUCAUGAGAAGGGAGGAGGGAACCUAUGGCUCGGGAGCCACAUGAGGCUUUUUUGAUGAUUCCAUCUAUCUCAUAUUUCUUAACACCAUAACAUUUAUUUAUUCAACUUUUUUUUUGCUGACAUUUCAAACAAAGUAAAACAUAAAAAAUCCCCGUGUUGGAAAAUAAUAAACUAUAAUAUGCAUUUUAAUUCAUCCAUUUUCUAGUUGAAUGCGGUGGCAUCAGUAAGAAGUAUUUUAUUAUUGGUUAGCUUCAGAAUAACAUUACAAAGAAUACAUUCAGAGACUUCUAAUAUUCUAAAAUUGUUGGUCUUGCUUAAAAAACACAUUUGGUUGUAUUUGCUGUUUGUGGCUUUCAUGGCUCUCUUAGCCAGAAAGGUUCCCCACCCCCCUGCACUUAAGCCUAUUCAUCAAGUGUGUGUGUGUAAAAUACAUCCCUGUAAGUGGAAAAAAUGUGAUGAAUGGAACAAAAGCCACACUCACUUUGCAAGAAGUUGAGGUGGUCCAACAUGGCCCCCAGGGCCCAACUUGCCUCCACGUUGUUCACUUUCUUGGCCAACUGCAAAGCGUCACAAUAACCAAAUAACUCAAAAUGCCUUUUUGUAUUUAUUGAACUCAAAUUACAAAAACAAGAAAGUG